Messenger RNA from Malus domestica (apple), 2901 nucleotides. RefSeq names its product DELLA protein RGL1-like. NCBI's taxonomy places the organism in Eukaryota, Viridiplantae, Streptophyta, Magnoliopsida, Rosales, Rosaceae. The record is from RefSeq and is a predicted model, not a curated record. Gene Ontology annotation, molecular function: DNA-binding transcription factor activity; sequence-specific DNA binding. Gene Ontology annotation, cellular component: nucleus. Gene Ontology annotation, biological process: regulation of DNA-templated transcription.
UUUUCAAAACAUUUCACUUUCAUACCUCAACUACUAUUUUAUUUCAAUAUAGUACAUUCGUUACAUUUUCUAUCAAUUGAUCCGUUAAAUACUGACGUGGUUGCCAGAUAUCUGCCACGUGGCAAAUAAAAAUAAUUUUUUAUUUUUUUUAAAACCUAAAUUUUCUCAAAAAAAAAAAAAAAAUUGAAACCCACUAUCCCUCACCCCCACCCCCUUCCAAGCGACCCACAUCCCCAUCCCUAACCUAGAAUCCAAAAACCUGCAAGAAGAAGAAGAAGAAGAAGAGGGAGAAAAAAGAAAAAGAAAAAAAAAACCCCAGUUCGUCCCACCCUAGCCACUCCUUUCUCCCAUCCCCCAUCACCCCUCCUAAAAAUCCCCCCAUCACCCACCCCCAAAAAUUCCACCCGAGAUUAGGUGGAUCUACCACAAAACCAGACCAAAAAUCAUCUCAAACUCAAAAGUAUUUUCAAAACUCACCCACACUAAAAAUCACGAGAUCCUGGCGGCAGGGGGAAGGGAGGUGGGUCGCAGGUCGUGGUGGGGGGAAGGAAGUUGAGGUAUGAAAGUGAAAUGAUGUUGUAUGCGAUUGUAAUAGACUUCAAACCUGAUGGGUAUUGUGUAAUUUACCCUUAAAAAAUUGAUUUUUCACUUUUAAGUUUUAAAACAUGUCAAUAAUCACAAAUGGUUGGACAAAGAGGUGACGUUAGCGUUGUUCUUUAAAAAUUAGGGUUUAUACAUCAACGCCUUGUUUGAAUCAUACUAUAUUGAGAAUUAUGUAUAUUAAAUUUACAUCUGUUGGUGGACAAAUGGCAUUCAUAUUUUUGGACUUUGGGAUGCAGGCCAUAUUGAUAACAUAAAAAACAUCGAUGUCGUUGUUCUGCCCUUGAUUUCCAUGCGAUAUAGGACUCUGUCAAAAUUGGGUAAUAUUAAAUUUAUAAUGAUGCUUUCAUAAGUAAGGAACUAGGAAUAAGAAACUCAGACGAUCUUUAAUGUGUUCAUGUUUGCGAUUAAAAAGUGCUUUUACCAACUAGAAUUGAGAGCCUAAAUCGUGAUUUUUCGUGAUGACGAAUGCUAUGUUUUCUUUCGGGGAUUUCAAUUUCGGUGGAGUUCAUGAUAUAUUCGGCUCAAAUGAGAAAGGUUUUGAUGGCAUGGAAGCGGAGAACAAUGUCGGGAAACAAGUGAAUUUGUUUGGAGCAGAGGAAUGGGGGAAGUUGGGGGAGUUUGGUUCCGUUGAUUCGGAUCAUGGAUUCUGUGGAAAUGACUACUCCUCUGGAGGAAACUUGCUUCCCAAGUAUCAACAAGAAGAACAGCAGCAGCCACUGAUUCCAUACUAUGGACUGUAUGAUGCCAUGCAGUUUGAUCCUCUCUCAGUGCCAUUCCAAGCGUGCUUAGGGAAGAUUGCAAAGCUCGAAGACAUCCCGAAUUUGGUUCCACAUGUUGAACCAAAGAAAGAGAAGCGAGACCCUUUCUCCUCAUUGGCAGGGCUUGAUCUCUUGAACAGCUAUGGCAGCGGGUUUAAGCGGUUGAAUGGAGAAAGAAAUUUUGAGUCAAGCAACUACAAGACGUGCACAGAUCAGGUGGCUACAGGCAGGAAGCUUUCAACUGAAGAAAUCAUGAGGGUGGCAGGAGCAAGGUUCAUUCAGACUUAUUCUCAAGUGUCUGAUGUUCCCUCCAUGCUGAGUCAUCCGUUUGGAUCCUCCUUUUCGGGCCUGUCAGAUGAGGAAGCUAGAGACGUGGAGCUUGUUGAGUUCCUUCUUGCUUCUGCAGAGAAAGUAGGUUAUCAGCAGUAUGAGCGUGCUGGGAAUUUGCUUAAACGUUGUGAUUCACGUUCUUCCAGUACCGGGAAUCCAGUUGAACGAGUGGUUCAUUUUUUUUCUGAAGCUCUCCUAGAGAAGAUUGAUCGAGAAACUGGAAGAGUCGCACCAAAAGUUUUGGGGAACAAGCAGUCAUUUGAUGUUGAUAUAGCAAUGAAGAUUCCUAAUGAUACCUCCCUGACAUGUCAAAUCAAGCUUCCCUUUGGGCAAGUAGUACAAUUUGCUGGAAUUCAAGCCAUUGUGGAAAAUGUGGCUGAGGCUAAGAAGGUACAUGUGAUUGAUCUGGAAAUCCGGAAUGGGGUGCAGUGGACAGGUCUGAUGCAAGCCUUAGCAUCACGUUAUGAUUGUCCGCUUGAGCUUCUCAAGAUAACUGCUGUUGGAACUACUUGUCGAGAAUCGGUUGAGGAAACAGGUAAGAGGUUGGGGAGUUUUGCACAAACCAUGAACUUACCCUUUUCUUUUAAAAUAGUGAUGGUAGAAGACAUGCUAGAUCUCAAAGAAGACAUGUUCGAGCUAGAUUCUGAAGAAACAGUUGCGGUCUACUCUGAAUUCGCGCUGAGGAGCAUGGUUCCAAAACCAGAUCGACUUGAGUCUGUAAUGAAGGUGAUAAAAAACAUCCGUCCAUGUGUAACUGUGGUCACUGAAGUUGAGGCAAAUCACAACUCGCCAGUCUUUGUAACUCGCUUUAUUGAUGCCCUUUUCUACUUCGCUGCGUUCUUUGACUGCUUGGAAACUUGCAUCCAACGAGAUGAUCCAAACAGAAGUAUUUUGGAAUCAAUGUACUUUGGGACCGGAAUUAGAAAUAUUGUGGCAAAUGAAGGAGAGGAAAGGAAUAUCCGAAAUGUGAAAAUUGAUGUUUGGAGGGCAUUUUUUGCGCGGUAUGGAAUGGAGGAGAUAGAAUUGAGUUCAUCGUCGUUGUACCAAGCAGACCUGAUUCUUAAGAAUUUUCCGUACGGGAAUUCUUGCACGCUCAAUAUGGAUGGGAAAUGCCUGCUUCUUGGAUGGAAGGGCACACCUCUCCAUUCUCUUUCUCUUUGGAAAUUUCUUUGAUGAAAUAAAUAAAAAGGAGGUUGCCUGUAGUUUUAAA